GUUUACCUCUUCGAUACUUUGCUCGUUAUAUCUCGUAGUGUGGACAAACUUCGACAAUGUUCGAAUUUAGGCGCUUUUGAUAAAUAUAUAUAUAUAUAUAUAUAUAAAUAAUCGCUUAAAUCGAAUUUCAUCGAGAAUAGUGUUUUAAUUCUUUAUUAUUUAAUUUUCUUUUGUUAUAUUCGGUAUUGAAAAGUAAGAUUAAAAACUGUCAAACUUUUAUAUAAGAACGAUUAUAUAAAUGAAAAGGAAUUUCUUUAAAAUUAUAAUUAAAACUAUAUAAUAACAAUGUAAAUGAAAUUGUUGAAUUUUUUUAGUUAUUACGGUACGCUUAUUACGGUGGAAAAUUAGUUUUGUUUAAUUUCAAUAAGAAAAAUUGAAAGAAGAUGUGGUUACUAUAAUAAUCAACGUAUUCACGGAUUUUAUAGAUUCUCAACUUUUUACACUGAUUCAAUAGUGCAUCGUUAAGGAUAAAGAACCAUCACUUUCAAAGAGUCUGUAAAAGAUAGAGAAAUAAAAUUGAAAUACUUUUCAAGACUCGAAAAGGAAGUCCUUCGGACUUCUCUCUGAAGUAUAAACAUGAGAAAUUUCAACGAUUGAAGAAAACCGUUAACCGAAGCACACAAAGAAGAAGGAAGCGGAUUUAAAAUAAUCAUGACGGAUUUUAACACAUCGUCGAACUACUACGUUUGCGAUUUAUCAUCCUUUUACUCGUAUUAUUCGCAUUUGCAUGGAUGGAUCUCCCUUUUCGUCUGUAUUUUCGGCUCGAUCGCCAACAUUUUGAACAUUCUCGUUCUUACUCGACGAGAAAUGCGAUCACCGACCAAUAUAAUUUUAAUGGGAUUGGCCGUAGCAGAUCUGCUCGUAAUGAUCGAUUACAUACCUUAUGCGUUUCACUUUUAUCUGUAUCGUCGAUCAAGAAGGGACACGUUCACGUACGGAUGGACGAUCUUCGUGCUGUUCCACUCGAACUUUUCUCAGGUUUGUCAUACGAUUUCGAUCUGUUUAACUUUGAUAUUGGCCGUGUGGAGAUAUGUGGCUGUGGCAAAACCACAACAAAACAGAGAAUGGUGUAGUUACAGAAGAACUAUUUUUGCUAUUUUAAUCGCCUAUAUUUUCUGCCCCAUACUUUGUAUACCACUGUAUAUUACAACAGAAGUAAGAAAACAAGUUGAACUUCUCGACUCCAAUGGAAUGACUGUACAUAAUCCAAAUAAAAGUUUAAUUGGAAAUAUGACGAAUACGACGCUUUAUUUCGUCCGAUUAACAGAAACAGCGGAAAAUCAUGAUAUCAUAAAGGAACUAAAUUUCUGGAUCUAUAGUGUUGUGAUAAAACUUUUUCCUUGCCUCGUGCUUACGAUUGUGAGCUUAAAACUUUUGCAAGUUCUAUUGGAGGCAAAACGAAGAAGACGGAAAUUGACUAACAUUCAAGAACAAAAUUUUGAGAAAAAAAAGAGUUGUCGAAGAGCAGAUAAGGAACGACAGACUGAUAGAACUACUAUGAUGUUGCUCGCAGUUUUACUACUUUUUUUAUUGACCGAACUACCACAGGGAAUUCUGGGUCUUUUUAGCGUGCUCCUUGGCCCAAGAUUUUUCAAAGCUUGUUAUUUGAUGUUAGGUGAUGUUAUUGAUAUGUUAACACUUGUAAAUUCAGCCAUAAACUUCAUUUUAUAUUGUACAAUGAGUAGACAAUUCAGGAAAACGUUUAACGAACUAUUCUGCAAACAUUGGAAUAUUUCCAAGAAUAAUGGAAAACAAAUUUGUAUACAAAAUAAUGGAAAUACAGGAGUAUUUGAACGAAAAUACCACUGCCAAAAUGGAGCUGAUGAAUAAUAUUAUUAUUAUAUAAUAUGCAGUGAUGUUUUACUAUAGAAAAAAAUAAGUACAUAUCCAGUAUUCCUAAAUUCAUCAAAAUUUACUUACGUAUUUGUUUAAUUCCUUUGAGAACAUCAAAAACUGAUUUUAACGAAGAAUUUAUACUUUCAUCUCUAAAAAUCUAGAAAGGUAUUUAAAUAUAUAUUUAACAUUGAAUAAAUUUUUGUUUAAAGUUAAGUUAAUAUAUCUUAACUGCGAAUUGUAAUUCAAGUGUUUGUUACUGCUGUUAAAAAUAUAACAGUAAUGAUAUAUCGUGAUAUUGAUUAUGUCAAUAAUGUUCUUUAAUCUUUAUAAAUUGUAUAAAUUGUAAAUAUUCAUUCAUAUUUUUACGUAAAUACAUGUAAGU
Apis laboriosa (Himalayan honeybee) is the source of this 2218-nucleotide messenger RNA. RefSeq names its product G-protein coupled receptor dmsr-1-like. Gene Ontology annotation, cellular component: membrane. The transcript is spliced from 6 exons. Gene Ontology annotation, molecular function: G protein-coupled peptide receptor activity. Gene Ontology annotation, biological process: G protein-coupled receptor signaling pathway. Bases 652 to 1830 code for a protein of 392 amino acids. NCBI's taxonomy places the organism in Eukaryota, Metazoa, Arthropoda, Insecta, Hymenoptera, Apidae. The record is from RefSeq and is a predicted model, not a curated record.